CUUGACAGUGUUGGGCAGCCAUUCCAAGGGGCUUACUUGGAAAUCAGCAAGAACCCCAAGUACAAAAAACUUAAAGAUGCUGUGGAUGAAAAGAUCAUUAUUGCAGAAGUUGUGAAUAAGAUCAAUAGAGCUAACGGGAAGGCUACAUCCAGGAUUUUCUUAUUAACCAAAAAUAAUGUUCUUCUUGCGGAUCAAAAAUCUGGAAAUAUCAAGUCAGAGGUUCCACUAGGAGAUGUUACCAAAGUGUCCAUGAGCUCCCAAAAUGAUGGCUUCUUUGCGGUUCACCUCAAGGAGGGUUCAGGAGCAGCUGGUAAAGGAGAUUUCCUGCUCAGCAGCGAUCACCUUAUUGAAAUGGCCACUAAACUUUACCGCACUACUCUCAGCCAAACCAAACAGAAGCUCAACAUUGAGAUAUCUGAUGAGUUUCUGGUCCAGUUCAGACAAGACAAAGUGUGCGUGAAGUUCAUACAGGGCAGCCAGAAAAACGGCAACAUCCCAACCUGCAAGCGAAAAAACAAUCGGCUUCUUGAAGUGGCUGUCCCUUAACUGCAGCUGGUGACUCUUCCUUUCAUGGACUUGUUUCUUUGUAAUAGUGCAAUUUUAGUUGUUUGCAAUUUUGCUGGUUUUAUCCUUUUCUGGAGCUGUUGAUGGCUAAUAGCUUUAAGAAACCCUUGGCAAAACUUUUGAUCAAUCAACUUUUUAAUCUUUUUGUUCAUGCCAGAGUUUUAACCCUCAAAAUGCAGAUUUUUAGCCAGAGAGGCAUUUUUACCAGCUGGCACGUAUCAGUCAUACAGGAAUCAUUCUCUUUGUUUAGCAGUCAUAUCUUACUGCAGCAUACUGUAAACCCACAUAUUAACGAUAAAUUACUCAUAUUCCUUAGUCUAGAGAUCUGCUUAACAGGAACCAUACGUGGCCUUGAUGCUUGAUGGCCUCUGCUGCCCAGUGUCCUUUUAUACCGACCUGUUCUGAUGUUCUGACAGGCUCCUUGCUUGCCACCACUGGGGAGACCAGCAGAAUGGAGACUGACACAUCCUGUAGUUAACACUAAGGCCUAUGUAACUUGUUCUUUUAG
Messenger RNA from Mesitornis unicolor (brown roatelo), 1072 nucleotides. RefSeq names its product unconventional myosin-Ib-like. The record is from RefSeq and is a predicted model, not a curated record. Bases 250 to 546 code for a protein of 98 amino acids. The transcript has 4 exons. NCBI's taxonomy places the organism in Eukaryota, Metazoa, Chordata, Aves, Mesitornithiformes, Mesitornithidae. Gene Ontology annotation, cellular component: myosin complex. Gene Ontology annotation, molecular function: cytoskeletal motor activity.